Molecule: messenger RNA, 543 nt
Organism: Alligator sinensis (Chinese alligator)
Lineage: Eukaryota; Metazoa; Chordata; Crocodylia; Alligatoridae
Gene: MRPL30
Product: mitochondrial ribosomal protein L30
Exons: 5
Biological process (GO): translation
Cellular component (GO): mitochondrion; large ribosomal subunit
Molecular function (GO): structural constituent of ribosome
Source: RefSeq, a predicted model, not a curated record
UUGCUGUUGCUAUAUUUACCUGGCAGGGGAGACGGCGAUCGCGGUGGUGGUUUUCCCAGGAUUCUGGCCAAGAGCCCACGGUCUGUGCCUUGGGCUGGAGGGAUUCGCUAUAAAUUUACAAAGUCACGAAUUCCCCCUGAGGUGUUUCAACCAAAGCCUUCAGAUCAUGAAAAAUAUGGAGGUGAUCCUCAGCAGCCUCACAAAUUGCAUCUUAUAACUAGAAUCAGAAGUGUAAUAGGUCGGCCUUACUGGGAAAAGAAGAUAAUACAGGAUUUUGGAUUGGUUCAAGCACAUCAGCCCAAAGUUCACAAAAAUAUUCCCUCUGUGAAUUUGAAACUCAGAGUCAUUAAACAUCUGAUAAGAGUGCAGCCACUGAAGUUACCGUAUGGGCUUCCAACAGAGGAUGAAAUGGGAGACACCUAUCUCAACAGCAAAGGAGAGCUAAUAAUUCGGCAGCGUCUGAAGCCAGUGGAGCAAAAAGCAAUUGAGUCAUAAUAUACACUGACUAGUCUCAUUUUGAUCAAAUAAAUUAUUUAAUAUGUA